Coprinopsis cinerea okayama7#130 is the source of this 324-nucleotide messenger RNA. RefSeq lists its product as hypothetical. The transcript is spliced from 3 exons. Lineage: Eukaryota; Fungi; Basidiomycota; Agaricomycetes; Agaricales; Psathyrellaceae. The record is from RefSeq and is a predicted model, not a curated record. The coding region runs from base 1 to 324 and encodes 107 amino acids.
AUGGAUUCCAAUGGUAACUGCCACCCCGUUGCCUUCCUAUCCAAGUCCUUCUCCCCUGCCAAAAGGAAUUAUGAGAUCUACAACAAGGAAAGAAGUGGAAAAGAAAAAAAGUUAAAAGAUGAGAAGGGUUUCCUUAUAUUCUCGUGUUCUUUUUCAAACUCAUCCAAGCCGUCUAUGACUCUUCCUGUGCCAGUUGGCUGGUUCUGUUCAGGUGAUCCUGCAGACACCCGGGCCCCGGCGUGGUUCCUGCAUCAUCUGGUUUGGCGGGCUCUCCAGGCCGACGAGAACCUGCUCCCCCGGGGAAACAGUGUCCUGCAUAGGUAG